AUGUCGUUUUUCGGUAAGAUGAAAAACCUCUUUCGGAGUCCCGCUAUUGAGGAGGCAAGACGACCAUUGCCAUCAAUCAUCGAGGUUAAUGUUAACCCCAAAGAUUCCUGGGAAAUAGUUGGAGAACUAGGGGAUGGUGCUUUUGGUAAAGUCGAGAAAGCAGUUUCGAGGACGGAUCGAAGUCUAUUCGCGGCCGCCAAGGCUAUCGAGGUUCAAGAAGGUGAGGAAUUGGAGGAUUUCCUUGUUGAAAUCGAUAUUUUGACGUCGUGCAAGCAUGUGAAUAUCGUGAACCUCUAUGCUUGUUAUUUUUUCGAAAAUAAGCUGCACAUGAUGCUCGAGUUUUGCGGUGGUGGUGCUGUCGACGCGAUCAUGAUCGAAUUAGAAAAACCGCUAACUGAAAAGCAAAUCGCUUAUGUGGCGAGGUAUACUUGUGAAGCCAUAGCCUUCCUACAUGACAACAAUAUUAUUCAUCGUGAUUUGAAGGCUGGUAAUAUUCUUCUUACAAGUGAUGCGGUCGUCAAAUUAGCUGAUUUUGGAGUGUCCGCCAAAUUGAAGGAUCGGAAUGAGAGAAGAGAUACGUUUAUUGGGACACCCUAUUGGAUGGCUCCAGAAGUUAUGAUGUGUGAAACAUUCAAAGAUCAGCCGUAUGGCACGAUAUCAGAUAUUUGGUCGUUUGGAAUAACGCUGAUUGAGAUGGCUCAAAUGGAGCCACCUCAUUCUAAUGUGUCACCAAUGCGGGUAUUGAUAAAAGUGCAAAAGUCUGCUCCACCAACUCUUGAGAAUCCUUCCAGUUGGUCUAUAUUUUUCGCCGAUUUUCUCAGUCAGUGUUUGGUAAAGAACCCGGCGGAGCGAAAAACAGCCAAGCAAAUAUUAUCGCAUCCUUUCAUAGCAAAUGCGACUGAUCGCCAUCCUGUUUUGGCGUUAUUGGCUGAAGUAAACGCGGAUAUUGAGGAAGAGGUUGUCAUCGAUGAGGAUCGUGCGAGCUGCGAUGAGAGUUGCGCUGAUUCUGAAGAUCAAUCGUCAGUGGAAGCCAUGUGGACAAAUCCGACACCGGUUCCUCCACCAGUCAAAGAUGUAGCAGUAGCAACGACUGAGGCUCCGGCGAAGAAAAGAGCUGCUCCUCCACCGCCACCCAUAGCUCAGCCCACCGCAACUCCUCAGACGUCCGACAUGAACAAGGAGUUGUUUGUUCAGGCGACAACGCCAUCGCAGCCAUCGAAGACACCUAGCGAAAUAGUGAGUCCGGGACGUGAAGCUCUCAAUAUUCUCGAUGAUCUAACCACUGCUCUUGAUAAGCAAAACUCGUCAUCCAUGCACAGCAUUAGCGACGGCCCCAUCCCUUCGGAAGCUCCACAGGUUGCUCCUAAUCUGGUUACUGUGCACAGUCCAGUUCCUGAACAUAAAAUCAGAGAUGUUGUGGGUGCUGUGCGAAGCCCAACGAAGUCUCCUACUCCAGUAGCUCCAAAGGCAGUUCAUCGGAGUGGAUCCGUUGUGAGCUCAUCCGAAAAUGUUUAUCGUCAGGACUCUUUGCACAAGGCCGAGUCGCAUCAAAGCGUGCAGGACAAAGGCGUGCAGGAUAAAACUGUUGUGAAACUAGGCAUCAAUAUCCCCCAUGAGGUAUUAACAAACACUGAAAAACUUCGUGGAUAUUUUGAGCAGAACUCUCAACAAACAGCCCACGCCGGUGAUAAGAGCUCGAUAAGCAACAUAGUGUCUACCUCGGAAGGAAAGUUAUCAUCCGUGGCUCCAACAUCGCCCACAGUUCUUCCAACGUCGGCAUCGGAGCAGGCCAUCAGUCACCGGACACAUUCACGUGUACAGAGUGAAGAACCACAGGUCUUCACACGCUCGGGUUCUUUGAAAGGUCAAGUUGUUCCAUCGAAGCCCAGUUCGCCGUCAUCCCAGUCGUUGCCUGGUGUGCACAAGUCGAAAACAGAACCGCCACAGCACUUUUCUGCUCCUUCUUCUGAUAGGGAAUCGCCGCCAAAUAGCAAAGAUUAUAACUACUUCGAACAGUUUCCUGCUGGUCCGAGUGCUGAGACCACAUAUUUUUCUUCUUCCUCAUCUUCUGACAAGAAGGGAGUUCCUCCUCCCGAACCGCCCGUGGACUACAAUGACCAGCAGAACUCAAAAGGUUUGAUGUGUCUCUUGCUUAUUUCGAGGCAUGGUUGUAGUUUUGGGGCGAAUCUUAAGCCUGUUAAGAAAAUGCGCCGCCAGCCUCAUUGCCUAAUGGAGCCGCAUUCCCUUCGGCUUCUAGGGAUGUUCAGAGGGAUCAAGAUGGUGUUAAGCAUCGUACCACGAAGGAAGCUGGGCGAAACGACGUUUGCGGUCCGGAAACAUCCCCAUCGACAAACUGUAACGAAGAAGACUCGUACGUACACUAUAGAUGGUAUGCAGGUUACUUCUACAACGAUGCAUGUACUCGGUACCAAAGAAGAUAUGCAAAUGAGGAAGCAGCAGCUUCAAGAUUUGCGUCGUCUUCAACGUGAGGAGGCGCGACAGAAACAGGAGCUGCAACUUGAAGGAGCUAAUUUAGUGGAGCAGCAGGAGCGGAAGUUCCAGCAAGAGAAAGCGGUCCUCACGCGACAAUAUGAGAUUGAUAUGGAAGCAUUGGAGAGGAAGCAAAAGCGCGAGAUCGAGGAAGCUGAGAAAGUCCAGGAAGAUGAAUUGAAGCAGGCACAGAAGCGAUUGAAAUAUGAGCAGGAGAAAGAUUUGCGCGCCUUCAAAGAACGUCUCAAGCAGGAAAUGAAAAUAAUGAAGCAGGAAAUGGAUAUGCUACCUCGUCACCAAAGGAAGGAUGCCUUCAGAAUGAAGAAAGAUCAAAUGGAACAUGAAAAUCACUUGAAGGAAGCUGAUUUCGUAAUGCAACUCCAAAAGAAUGCCGAGGCUACGUUGGCUAGGCUGACGCAGAAGCACAAGGAAAAGAUGGCUGCUCUUGAGCGUCAAUUCCUGAUGCAGAAGCAUCUUUUGCUGAGAGCUAAGGAAAAUAGCGACUGGGAGUUGGAGGAAAAGCAAAUGGGGGAGAAGUAUGUGCUGCAUCGAAAACUAUUCAAGGAUGAGUACUUCCUGCUCCGGACACAAAUGCUGGCUAGACAUCAAAAGGAAUUGGCCCAAGCUCAGAAAUUCAACCAGGAAGAGGAGGAAGAGCUUGUUCGUGCACUUGCUUUGGAUCGAAAGAAACUCCCGAAGAUGUUACGCAAUGAAGCAAAAACGCGAAGCCAUAUGUUCAAAGAGAGCCUUCGAAUUAGCAUGCAGUCAAUGACGCCGGCUGAAAUGAGUGAAAAGCUGCGGCGAUUCGAUGAACAGGAGAACAUGCGAAUUAGGAACGCCCUUGAAGAACACGACAUGAAGAGCGCCAGGAAAAUUGCGCAGCUGAAGGAAAAGCAUCAGUUUUCGAUGAACGAACUUGAUGAGAUGCAGAACGAGAAGAGGAAGCAAUUGCUGGAGAAGGAGCGUAACACUAUGCAGGAACACGAAAAGAAAUAUUACAGUAUGAGGGAACAGUGGCAAGCAGACCUGGCUCCCAGAAAGCUGAUGUUGGAGAGCCGAUUCCAAGAAGAGAUGGAGGCACAGGAGCGCUUCUACGGUAUUUCUCUGAGUGGAACAAUCGCUUCAACGCCAAUCAUGCCUGGUCGCAUGCACUGA
Molecule: messenger RNA, 3645 nt
Organism: Ostertagia ostertagi
Lineage: Eukaryota; Metazoa; Nematoda; Chromadorea; Rhabditida; Trichostrongylidae
Source: the annotation of a GenBank genome assembly